AUGGCAACUUCUUCAGCCAAACCCACACCCUUGUUAAAAGAUGAACUCGACAUUGUCAUACCCACCAUUAGAAACCUUGACUUCUUGGAGAUGUGGAGACCCUUUUUCGAGAAAUACCAUCUGAUCAUUGUCCAAGACGGUGACCCUUCAAAGACCAUCAGGGUUCCCGAUGGCUUUGACUAUGAGCUCUAUAACAGGAACGAUAUCAAUAGGAUUUUGGGUCCAAAGGCUUCUUGCAUUUCCUUCAAGGACUCUGCUUGUAGAUGCUUCGGUUACCUUGUUUCCAAGAAAAAAUACAUCUUCACCAUUGAUGAUGAUUGCUUUGUUGCCAAAGAUCCGUCUGGGAAAGAUAUCAAUGCGCUCGAGCAGCACAUUAAGAACCUCCUAACACCAUCCACCCCACAUUUCUUCAACACACUCUAUGAUCCAUACAGGGAAGGUGCAGACUUUGUCCGUGGUUACCCCUUCAGUCUCCGAGGGGGUGCCCCUACCGCGGUUUCGCAUGGCUUGUGGCUCAACAUCCCUGACUAUGAUGCACCAACCCAGCUUGUCAAGCCUCUUGAGAGAAAUACUAGGUAUGUUGAUGCAGUCAUGACAGUUCCUAAGGGAACUCUGUUCCCAAUGUGCGGUAUGAAUCUGGCAUUUGACCGCGAACUCAUCGGACCUGCAAUGUACUUUGGACUCAUGGGUGAUGGACAGCCAAUUGGACGUUAUGAUGAUAUGUGGGCUGGCUGGUGCAUGAAGGUUAUAUGUGACCAUUUGGGACUGGGAGUCAAGACUGGUCUACCCUACAUAUGGCACAGCAAAGCCAGCAACCCUUUUGUUAACCUCAAAAAGGAGUACAAUGGCAUCUUUUGGCAAGAAAAAGCAAUCCCAUUCUUCCAGUCUGUUGUCCUCCCUAAGGAUUGCACCACUGUACAGAAAUGUUACCUUGCGCUUGCCGAUCAGGUCAAGACGAAGCUGGGCGAAGUGGAUCCCUACUUCAUUAAGCUAGCCGAUGCCAUGGUUACAUGGAUUGAAGCUUGGGAUGAGGUCAACUCUCCUGGAGGAAAACCUGCAGCAAAGACACCCAAUGGCACCUCUUAAGUAGAAAGUUUUUGAAUUAGUGGCUUCUUGUCUUUAGAUACAGUCACAAACUUGGAUUAUCAUCAUUACUAUCAUUUGGUAUUUUUCACAUUUGGGGUUGUUUUAUGGCAGUUCCUUUUUUUUGGAUUAA
Molecule: messenger RNA, 1216 nt
Organism: Theobroma umbraticum
Lineage: Eukaryota; Viridiplantae; Streptophyta; Magnoliopsida; Malvales; Malvaceae
Product: putative UDP-arabinopyranose mutase 2
Biological process (GO): plant-type cell wall organization or biogenesis; UDP-L-arabinose metabolic process
Cellular component (GO): cytosol; Golgi apparatus; plant-type cell wall
Molecular function (GO): UDP-arabinopyranose mutase activity
Source: RefSeq, a predicted model, not a curated record